Messenger RNA from Hemibagrus wyckioides, 2280 nucleotides. RefSeq names its product acyl-CoA synthetase family member 2 (gene acsf2). The record is from RefSeq and is a predicted model, not a curated record. Gene Ontology annotation, molecular function: medium-chain fatty acid-CoA ligase activity. NCBI's taxonomy places the organism in Eukaryota, Metazoa, Chordata, Actinopteri, Siluriformes, Bagridae. Bases 301 to 2112 code for a protein of 603 amino acids. The transcript has 16 exons. Gene Ontology annotation, biological process: fatty acid metabolic process.
UGGCUUUAGCAUUCGGACCUUUGGCACCUACUUCAGUUCAAAGUUUAACAGCUCUCUUUGACCAAUCAAAUGACAUCUCCUCAUAUCAAGACAGCUGCUAACAGUUGAAUGUAAAGGGGAAUGCAAGAGCUUCGAAUUCGCGCAACGGGGGAUUGGAAUUAGACCUCUUCUUGUUUAAACAAAAUAUAUUGCAAGCCGUGAGAUUGCUUAGAGUCUCGACUUGCAGCGAGAUUGUUACAGCGCAGUAAAACUCGAUACAGCUUGUGUGUUUAUUUAUCCAUAUCUACAUUUGCAGUGGAAAUGUGGCCGAGGUUUCUGGCAGCUGUGCGCGCGACCAGUGUCUUCUCUAAACCUCCAAGACUUCUGCACAAGACGCCGUGUUUAUCAGUUCAGCCCAGUUGUUCCAUAUAUGUAGACACUCCUCCCAGUGUUCCAACUCUCACCACUAGCUAUGCCCACGGCGUAAGCUCACAUUCUUUACAGUCUCUCACUGUGGGCCGGAGCCUGCAGCUUAGAGCAGAGCAGAACCCUGACUGCGAGGCUAUUGUUUUCCUGCAAGAUGGCAUCAGGAAAACAUUUUCUGAGUUCCAGAAGGAUGUGGAUCAAGCAGCUGCAGGUCUGUUGGCUCUGGGCCUGAAGAAGGGAGAUCGUUUAGGCAUGUGGGGACCCAACACAUAUGAAUGGAUUCUGAUGCAGUAUGCCACAGCGAAGGCUGGCAUCAUCUUGGUAUCAGUGAAUCCAGCUUAUCAGUUGCAGGAGUUGGAAUAUGCACUAAAAAAGGUGCAGUGCCAAGCAAUUGUGUGUCCAACUCAGUUUAAGACCCAGAAGUACUACGACAUGCUGAGGCAGCUCUGCCCUGAUGUAGAUACUAGUACCCCAGGGUGCAUCAAGAGCUCCAGAUUGCCAGAUUUGAGUACGAUAAUUGUAACAGACAGUAAGCAGCCUGGUGCUUUCGAGUGGAAUGAUCUGAUGCAGGCGGGGAGCAGCCAGCACUACCAGCAGCUAGAAGAUUUGCAGAAGAAAAUCAGUUUUGAUGACCCUGUUAACAUCCAGUUCACAUCGGGAACCACUGGAAGUCCCAAAGGAGCUGCACUGACACACCACAAUAUUGUCAACAAUGCAUAUUUCAUCGGUAUGCGUGUAGGAUAUGAAUGGAGGCGGAAGAUCAAAGUGUGUUUGCCAGUGCCACUGUACCACUGUUUUGGCUCUGUGGGUGGGGGGAUAGUGAUGGCAGUACACGGUACCACACUGGUCUUUCCCUCCACUGCGUAUGACGGACGUGCCAACCUGGCAGCUAUGCAGAAUGAGAAGUGCACAUUUGUCUAUGGCACCCCUACAAUGUACAUCGACAUGCUGGGACAGCCUGACCUGGCCAAGUUUGACCUGUCUUCAGUUGAAGCAGGAAUUGUAGCUGGCUCACCCUGUCCUCCUGAAGUUUUGAAGAAAGUAAUCAAAGUCAUGGGCAUUAAGGAAAUGACGAUUGGAUAUGGUACCACUGAGAACAGUCCAGUGACCUUCUGUGGCUUCCCAGUGGACAACAUUGAGAGAAAGACAGAAACUGUUGGAUGCAUCAGCCACCACCUUGAGGCAAAAGUGGUUGAUCCUACAACAGGACACAUUGUUCCUCUUGGAACUCAAGGAGAGCUUAUGAUCAGAGGUUACUGUGUCAUGCUGGAAUACUGGAGAGAUGAAGCCAAAACCAAAGAGUGCAUAACUAAAGACCGCUGGUACAAAACAGGUGAUAUUGCCACUUUGGACCAGUUUGGCUAUUGCAGGAUAGAGGGACGGAUCAAAGACAUGAUUAUCCGUGGAGGAGAAAAUAUCUAUCCUGCUGAAAUCGAGCAGUACCUGCACACACACCCUAAAGUCAAGGAAGCACAGGUGAUUGGGGUUAAAGAUGAGAGGAUGGGUGAAGAGGUUUGUGCCUGCAUCAAACUGAAGGAUGGACAAGAAUGCACUGCGGAGGAGAUAAAGGUGUUCUGCAAAGGCCGGAUCGCCCAUUUCAAGAUCCCCCGCUAUGUUACUUUUGUUCAGAGCUAUCCUCUUACUGUCUCAGGGAAGAUCCAGAAGAACAAACUGCGGGAGCAGACAGAGAAACAGCUGGGACUGUGAACUCGGAGACAUGUGGUAUUUUUAAACAAAUGAAAAGCUAAGAUGUACUUUUAGCAAUGUACCGGUUCACAACCUAUAUUUUUUAUUAGGAUUUUAUUAACACUUUUUAUUUGUUACAGUGUCAACCAUAUAAAGGCACAUUAUGUAUUACACUUCUCCUAUACCCUU